AGCCCCACAUAGAGCCCCUUUUUGCAGGGGGUGUUGUUUGUUUGUUCAUUGGUCUUGGAUCUUUUUGAGGGCAUGCUCUCCCUGUCCAAUCAGAUCCUCUGAGGUGUUCUCUUUUGGCUCAUUCUUGAUACUCCACCCCCCUUUUUUUUUAAUUUCUUUUUCUUUCUUCCAAGAAUUAAUAAGCAAACCAGUCAAUGGGCAGUCUUGGAAAGGAAAGUUGUGACCCUUUUAAUGGGGGGCUCUGGAGGUUGUUGAAGUAAGUAAAGGAAGAGUCUUUACGGUAUGGGUUCUCAUGGAGGGAAUGCCACGCUUGUUGAGGAGAUGAGACUGUUGAGGGAAAUGCAGGAUCACAAUGGGGUGAAGAGGAAGAAGAAGCACUUGAUGAAUUCAGAGCUAUGGCAUGCAUGUGCUGGCCCUUUGGCUGCUUUGCCUCAGGUUGGGAGCCUUGUAUAUUACUUCCCACAAGGCCACAGUGAGCAGGUUGCAGCUUCCACUAAUAGAACAGCAACUUCACAAAUCCCUAAUUACCCAAACCUCCCAUCUCAGUUGCUGUGUCAAGUUCACAAUGUCACACUCCAUGCUGAUAAAGAAACAGAUGAGAUCUAUGCACAGAUGAGCCUCCAACCUGUGAACUCUGAAAAGGAUGUAUUCCCAAUUCCUGAUUUUUGUUUGAAACCAAGUCAGCACCCCACCGAGUUCUUCUGCAAAACACUUACUGCUAGUGAUACAAGCACGCAUGGCGGUUUCUCUGUCCCAAGAAGAGCAGCUGAGAAACUGUUUCCUCCAUUGGAUUACUCAAUGCAACCUCCAACUCAAGAGCUUGUUGUCCGAGACCUGCAUGAUAAUAUGUGGACUUUUCGUCAUAUUUACCGCGGACAGCCCAAAAGGCAUCUUCUUACCACUGGUUGGAGCAUGUUUAUUGGCGCAAAGCGGCUUAGAGCUGGUGACUCUGUUCUGUUUAUCAGGGAUGAGAAAUCUCAGCUAUUGGUGGGAGUGAGGCGCGCUAAUCGUCAGCAAACGACAUUGCCAUCAUCAGUUCUGUCUGCAGAUAGCAUGCACAUUGGUGUUCUUGCAGCUGCCGCCCAUGCCGCUUCCAACAGAAGCCCUUUCACAGUCUUCUACAAUCCUAGGGCCUGCCCUUCAAAUUUUGUUAUACCAUUGGCCAAAUACCGGAAGUCCUUGUACGGAACACACUUAUCUACUGGUAUGAGGUUUGGGAUGAUGUUUGAAACUGAGGAAUCUGGAAAGCGCAGAUAUAUGGGCACAAUUAUAGGUUUAAGUGAUUUAGACCCUUUGAGAUGGGCUGGUUCCAAGUGGCGUUGCCUUCAGGUGGAGUGGGACGAGCCAGGAUCGGCAAAUAAACAGAAUAGGGUGAGUCCUUGGGAUGUAGAGACACCCGAAAGUAUCUUCAUUUUCCCUUCCCUAACAUCUGGUCUCAAACGACCUCUUCAGCCUGCUUUUCUGGGUGGGACACAAACUGAAUGGGACACUUUGGUUAAUCGCCCUUUUAUCCGUAGUUCUGAAAACAUGUUUGGGGAUACUCAGAGUUCGCUGUUCUCAAACACGUGGUCUGAUCAAGUAGUGAAAGUUGUACAAAGGCCCCAAGAAACCACUGCUCAAGAAGACACUACUACUACUACCAUGAAGCAGAAACCCAAGGAGGUAAAUAGUAUGGAAGAUACAUCAUCCAUACAGAGUGAAUGUAAAACCACUAAAGUCAAUGAACAGAAACAUCCUGCUUUGCUUCAAUGUGAAGUGACCAAAUCAGAAACUAUGGUGAUCACACCAGAUCAGUUGAGUCACUUUCAGUCUCUUGGGCAAUGCAAUGAAGAAAGAUUGCCACCUUUAGCUCCCAAUGAUCAAGGAGGAGGAAGUCCAUGGGCCCUACCGCCACAGUUUGAUUCACAAAUUCCUCAGAUCGAUCCGGUUUGCUUUCUUCAAUGCCCUGGAGAUGAUAAUAAUAAUAGGGAAUGGAAUUCGUAUAUGCCGCCCCCUGGUCAAGAACUGUGUUGGGAUACUCAGCUGACUGAAUACAGCUGCCUUAAUUUUGACGGCAGUAACAGUGGGAGCGCAGUGAUUGACCCUUCCGUUUCGAGUGCUGUUUUGGAUGAACUCUGCACCUUGAGAAAUGGUGAGUUCCAAAACCCAGUUGAGUAUCUGGUGGGAAACUUCAGCACAAGUCAGGAUGUGCAAUCCCAGGUUACUUCAGCAAGUCUAGCAGCAGAUUCUCAGAACUUUUCUAUUCAAGACUUUGCUGAUCACUCAGGUGGUGCCUCUUCAAGCAAUGUUGAGUUUGAUGAAAGUGGUCUUUUGCAAAACAGGUCAUCUUCUUCAUGGAAGCAAGUGGGACCCCCUCCCCCACGCGUUCGCACAUACACCAAGAUUCAAAAGGCAGGAUCAGUUGGAAGAUCAAUCGAUGUCUCCAGUUUCCACAACUAUUACGAACUGCGUUUGGAAAUCGAAAGGAUGUUUGGUCUGGAGGGGCUGCUAAAUGACUCUAAAGGCCCCUCUGACUGGAAAUUGGUCUAUGUGGACUAUGAGAAUGACGUUCUUCUCGUUGGAGAUGACCCCUGGGAGGAAUUUGUGGGUUGUGUGCGAUGCAUAAGAAUACUUUCACCGUCUGAAGUUCAGCAGAUGGGCGAGGAAGGGAUGCAACUUCUUAGCGCCAACAACAACGCAAUGCUGCAACGAGGAGAAGCUCUUCAUGUCUCUUCACUCUGAUCCUUUUGUUUAGGUUCCUAAAUCUGUUCAAUAUUACCUAUCAAACAAAAAGAAGAAAAAAAUCAAAGAUCAAGUUCUCACUUUUUUCUCCUCCUCACUUAGUUUGAACCAUUGUUGGAAUUGUCUUUUAGCUGUCAAAUUUGUAGCUUUUUUUGGCCAAUGCCAAAUCUUUUGUAAGAAUCAUUAUCCAUUUCAAAGAAUUCAAGAGGAGGCAUUUUACUGUGU
Molecule: messenger RNA, 2946 nt
Organism: Cuscuta campestris
Lineage: Eukaryota; Viridiplantae; Streptophyta; Magnoliopsida; Solanales; Convolvulaceae
Source: the annotation of a GenBank genome assembly